CAUAGCCCGUCCGUAUCAGCCUUAAAACCCACUGAGCUGGCAUGAGAAGGUCAGUUACACCCACUCUUGCGUGCAUGUGACCUGUGAUGGUUUACAUCAGCGACUUACCGCCCCAGGAUCGCGACUAGUGUCUUCUGGCGGCGUUCAACAUGACGAAGGUGGCUCCCCUGUGGGCUCUGCUCAUCUUCAUCACCCAGACUGGAUCUGUACGCAGUGACAUGGUGUUCCUGCAGAGGAACGAAGGCGACUCGGUGCUUCUCCCCUGCGCCGUCGAGCCGAGGGAAUCUCCGCCCUUCGGGGUCUACCUGAAGCGCCACUGGCUGCGUCCCCGCGAGGUCCUGUUCAAGCACGUCGGCCACGAGCACACCGUAGACAACGGCGAGGACAAGGGCCGCAUCAAAGUCAGCGGAGACGCCAACCUCCACGCUCUGAAUGUGACCAUCUCGCAGCUGAGUGCGGCGGACACGGACCGCUACGUGUGUGAGUUCAUUGUGGCCACCGUUUCCUCCGAGGACGAGCGGAGACCUGGAAGCAGCGAGUUCUUCCUCCUCGUUACGGCCGAUGCCCCCGCCAUGGCCGACUUAGGGUCGGUAGAGACGUGUUCGGGGGGCUCAGCCGUGCUCCCCUGCCUCCCCCCGCACGGCGAGGCCCUGCCCGUUGAGGGGGUGAGUCUGAAGCGGCAGCGGGGCCGGGCGCCCGCGGAGGUGCUGUACCACUCAAAGCGUCACCAACACGGCGGCAGCCCCCUUCCUUCCCCCUCGUCCUCCCGGUUCUCCGCGGAGAGGGUGCAGCUGUCCUCGGCGCCCGGCCCCGGGGGCAUCACCUACAACCUGACCCUGCUGCAGCUGCAGCCGGCCGACAGCGGCCUGUACAGCUGCCAGCUGCUCCUGCGUGGCGGGCCCGACACCAGCACCGGUCUGGGGACACGUGCGUUCUUUGUGUCCGUGCAAGGAGGUCAGUGCGGCUGCUCCAACUACUCCACCCUGCUGUAUGCUCUGUCCUCAGCGGUGGUCAUCCUCGUCCUCCUGCUCGCCCUGCUGUUUGUGGUGUUCUAUAAUGGCAAAGCCCGCAGCAGUUCCACCCUCAAGUCCCACCCUCAGGCCCCCAUCUACGAGGAGAUGACCGGGUUGCAGGCUUUCGGUCGAAAACCGCAACCCCGGCAUCUGGAGGAACAGGCUUCAUCUGAGUACACAAACUGCCAGCAGAAGAAAUCCUGUCCCGAAAACCAUUACGAAAGCCCCAGCGGGGCCCUCGGCCCUCGGAGUGAUGCUCAGAAAUGAAAUGUCAGACAUUGGCCCCAUCUUUGCUAACUAGUACAAUAGAACCUCUGCAGUAUCUCCAGCAGGCUGUGACAGAAAGGUUCCCCCUGCACGUCUUCAGGUCAGGAGUGUGGGAGAGGAGAGAGGGAGUCUGUACCCCCCCCCCCCCUCUUUAGCACUAAAAUCUGCCAAAAACUCCCCAGUUUACAUUUAAAUACCUGACAAACUUAUUACAUUGACCCUAAAAUCCUCAAAAAGAAUCAAUCAAACUUUCCAUACAGAUCCUGUUUAUUGGUUUGUAUGUGGCUUUUAUUUCUCAUUUCUUUGAAAACAAACGUGGUAAUGGAUGCCUUGUGUUAUGCGGCCACUCUAAAAAAAAAAAAAAUCACGAAUUGAAAGACCAAAGUGUCCAAUCUGCCUAACCUGCAUAACAAGCGGUUUCCUUGCAGAACCAAACAAACCGCUGCACCUCCUGCACACCACAUUACCCGCUGGCAUUGCGGAUAAUGUGACGGUACAGCCCGAGCUGCCUGGUUUAUUGACCCCAAAGUAUUGUUUUCGAUGACAUUUGUCUAUGCAUUUAUCUCCAGUACGCUUGACUCCUGGGACGGCGUGUUUAUGCGUCUCUGUAAAAAGCCAAGCAGAACGCUGCAGCUCGAGUCCUCACUAGGACCAGGAAAGUGGAUCACAUCCCUCCAGUUGUCUUCACACUGGCCUCCUGUCAAAGAAUUUACUUUAGACCCCGGCUGUCGGUUUAAAGCGCACUGAAUGGUUCGGGGGCCACGGUACAGUUCGGAUCUGCUGAUACCUUGUGUGAUGGUCGUCUGGGACGGGUCUACUUUCUGUUCCCAGUCAAAGCAGCUUCAGUUCCACAUACUGUAUCUGAAACUAAGUCCCAGAAAGCUGUUUGCUGUUUUGCUCCUCAAACUAUUUUUAAGUCUCCUUGCUUCAUGUUUGGAUGUUUUCAUUGAAUUGCUUGUGGAAAUGUGCUAUUCCAAUACAAUACUAGGACUUUUUUAAAUGCCAUUUCAUUGUAUUGUCUCCCACCCUUGAAUAAAUUGUUUAUUAUU
This is a messenger RNA of Gasterosteus aculeatus aculeatus (three-spined stickleback), 2329 nucleotides long. It is a transcript of the gene cd7al, whose product is annotated as cd7 antigen-like. Gene Ontology annotation, biological process: adaptive immune response. Gene Ontology annotation, molecular function: signaling receptor activity. Gene Ontology annotation, cellular component: membrane. The record is from RefSeq and is a predicted model, not a curated record. NCBI's taxonomy places the organism in Eukaryota, Metazoa, Chordata, Actinopteri, Perciformes, Gasterosteidae.